This is a messenger RNA of Vanrija pseudolonga, 1456 nucleotides long. RefSeq names its product Geranylgeranyl transferase type-2 subunit beta (gene RABGGTB). Gene Ontology annotation, cellular component: Rab-protein geranylgeranyltransferase complex. The coding region runs from base 1 to 1140 and encodes 379 amino acids. The transcript has 5 exons. NCBI's taxonomy places the organism in Eukaryota, Fungi, Basidiomycota, Tremellomycetes, Trichosporonales, Trichosporonaceae. The record is from RefSeq and is a predicted model, not a curated record. Gene Ontology annotation, molecular function: Rab geranylgeranyltransferase activity. Gene Ontology annotation, biological process: protein geranylgeranylation.
AUGCCGCCGGCAAAGGACUACUCGACGGUGCCCCCUCUCGACAUUCCUCUGCACGUCAAGUACGUGCAGCAGCUGGAUGAGGUGAGCCCCUGCUGCCCCUGCUGCAGCCCCGCGGUCCGGGCCCUGCCGUUUGCUGGGCUGACCAGUCUCCAGAACAAAGACCUCGCGUACCACCUCACGGCGCACCUGCGCCUGAACGGCGUGUACUGGGGCCUCACUGCGCUCAGUGUGCUCGGCAGGCCUGACGCGCUGAGCCGCGAUGACAUGGUCGACUACGUCAUGGCGUGCUGGGACGACGAGGCCGGCGCGUUUGGGGCCCACGUCGCGCACGACGCGCAUAUGCACGCGACAUUGAGCGCGAUCCAGAUUCUGAUCAUGCAGGACGCGCUCGACCGCUGCGACGUCGACCGGGUCGUCAAGUUCGCACUGUCGCUCGUCGGCGAGGACGGAUCAAUGGCAGGAGACGCUUUCGGCGAGCGGGAUACGCGCUUCUCGUACCUCCUUGUCUCAGCGCUUUCGCUGCUUGGGCGCCUGGGUGACCUGGACGAGCUGUACGGUGGCACUGGGAGGCAGCGCGUCAUCGACCACUUGGUUGGUAGCAUGAACUUUGACGGAGCAUUUGGGAGCGCACCAGGGGCAGAGAGCCACGGAGCACAGGUCUGGGUCUCGGUCGCAUCUCUCGCCAUACUCGGCGAGCUGGACCGCGUCGACAGCGACCUGCUCGGCUGGUGGCUCGCUGAGCGGCAGCUUGCCAACGGCGGGCUGAAUGGGCGCCCCGAGAAGCUAGAGGACGUGUGCUACUCGUGGUGGAACCUGGCGGCGCUGAGCAUCAUCGGCAAGCUGCACUGGAUCAACCGCGACAAGCUUGUGGCGUUUAUUCUGUCUGCGCAGGACCUCGACGGUGGAGGUAUUGCCGACAGGCCGGACGACUGGGUCGACGUCUUUCACACAGUGUUCGGCGUGGCGGGGCUCUCGCUCCUCGGCUACCCUGGCCUCCGUGACAUCCACCCCCUGUACUGUAUGCCGCGCGAGGUCAUUGAGAAGAGAGCCUUGGGACGCGCGUACCAGCAGCUGCCUCGGCUGGACACGUGGCCAUCGGCAUCGCCUGCGGAGGCUGUCAAGCAUACGACGCAGCCAUGACCCAACGGGUGCCUUUUGAUAAGCCGACGCGCAGGUGGCAAUGACAUGAGACAAGGCUACGCAAGCCAGGUCGACCGGCCUGUUUUUGUUGUUGUUCCUCUGCGAUAAGCCGACUCGGAUUGAUCACCACCCUUGGCGUCUACGCACACCUCGGGGCACCCGAUGCUGUCGGUCUGUCUCAAGGCUUCAUUCAUCAUUAUACGGAUGUGAUUUCUUCUAUAGCAGAGGAACGAGCGUAGGGCUACAUGUAUACUGGUUUGACUAGGGUGAAGCUUAGGACAGGGGUAAGGUAGGCGGAGGUGGGGGUGGGGGUGGG